AUGUCGCAACGGAAGCGCACAAUGGAGUCUUCACAGCCGGAUGACGUCGUCGAAGUGAAGAAGAUGGCGACGGAGGUUCAGUAUGUCACGAGAAGUCUGGCUUCCGACGAACCGGCUCCGUUUUCCGAUGAGGAGACGGCAAUCAUGAUCCGCAAGUCUGUGGACUACUCGACGAAAAUCACCAAGGAAAUGGCAAAAGCCAACGAAGGUGAGGAUCUAGUCUCUAGCCUUUUUCCCAGAAACAGUUUCUAUCAUAGUUGUCACAGUCCGGAUCGGGCCGAGAUGGAAAUUCUUCUCGCCCGGCACGGACGGCCUCAACUGAGGCAUAUUUCAGCAGUUCUAAUGCAUAAUACAGAUAGUUUGUUCUAUAUCUCUUUAAAAGUCUAUUGUUACACGUAUGAAUGAGAAAAUUUCAAAAAAAAUUCGAAAAAAAUGUAAAAAUUAAAUCAUAUAUUAUUCCAGCUGGCCGGCCUGUCAGAAUCUACGCCGACGGAAUCUAUGACCUGUUCCAUCAUGGACACGCCAAUCAGCUCCGCCAAGUGAAGAAAAUGUUCCCGAACGUCUACCUUAUCGUCGGAGGUAAAAUUUUCAAGAUAUUUCCGAAUCAGAAUCACAAAAAUCUUGUUUCAGUUUGUGGUGACCGCGACACUCACAAGUACAAAGGACGUACCGUCACUUCUGAAGCCGAACGAUACGAUGGAGUCCGUCACUGCAGAUACGUGGACGAGGUCUACCGGGAGGCUCCGUGGUUCUGUAGUGUGGAAUUUCUCAAAGAACUCAAGGUGGACUUUAUCGCUCACGAUGCGAUUCCCUAUGUUGCCCCGGGCGAAGAGGAUCUUUACGAGAAGUUUCGGAACGAGGGAAUGUUUUUGGAGACGGAGAGAACCGAGGGAGUUUCGACGAGUGACGUCGUGUGCAGAAUCAUCAGGGACUAUGACAAGUACGUCCGGCGCAAUCUGCAAAGAGGAUACUCUCCGAAGGAAUUGAACGUCGGUUUCUUGGCGGUAAGCGAUAACCAUGAGCAAAAUUUCAACAAAAAAACACAAUUUAGGCGAGCAAGUAUCAGAUCCAAAACAAAGUGGAUUCAUUGAAAAGCAAAGGGAUCGAAUUGCUUUCCACGUGGAAGUCAAAGUCCGAUGAUAUUAUCCGUGAUUUCAUCGACACUUUCCACAAAGACGGAGGCUUGAAUGUAAGUUUUAGUGUAUUUUCUUAGCCAUUUCAUAAAACCUUAAACGUUUCAGGCUUUUGGAGGCCGACUGAAGGGUAUCAUGUCGCUGUCCCGAUCCCCGUCUCCAUCCCCACGCGGGGGCUCUCCAAAUGGCGUCGAAAAGCAAUCUGAAACUCAAGAUGAAGAAGAAGAGGAAGUGGAGGAAGAAGAAGAGGAAGAAGAGACCACUUAUCAUGAGCGAGAAGACGAUUCGGUGCAUUCUGAUGUGAAAACCGAGACACCUUAA
Caenorhabditis sp. 36 PRJEB53466 is the source of this 1454-nucleotide messenger RNA. NCBI's taxonomy places the organism in Eukaryota, Metazoa, Nematoda, Chromadorea, Rhabditida, Rhabditidae. The record is from the annotation of a GenBank genome assembly.